CAUCCCGCCCUUUGUCCUGUGAAGUGUGGACCUCAUCCCUCUCUCAUAUAUAUUGGGGGGUCCAACUUUUCAUGUCCUACACCUCGCACGCGUGUUUUGUGUUGUAGUGACAGGUUGGACGACACCAGUGGACAAACAUGUCCCAGUACUCUGGAAAGAUCACCUUCUAUGAGGGGAAGUGCUUCACCGGCAGAAAGCUGGAGGUCAGAGGUGACUGUGACAACUUCCAGGACCGUGGCUUUAUGAACAGAGUGAACUCCAUCCGUGUGGAGAGCGGUGCCUGGAUCUGCUAUGACCAUCCUGACUUCAAGGGGCAGCAGUACAUCUUGGAGCAUGGAGAGUACCCAGAAUUCCAGAGAUGGAACUCCCACAAUGAUCACAUGGGCUCUUGUAAACCCAUCCGUAUGCAUGGAGAACAUUAUCGCAUUGAGUUGUUCGAGAGCUGCAACUUCUCUGGUCAGUGCGUGGAAAUCUGCGAUGACUGUCCAUUCCUGCAGAGCCGAGGCUUCAGCAAGAACUGCAUCAACUCAGUCAGAGUGUACGGAGACGGAGCCUGGGUCAUGUACGAGGAGCCAAACUUCCGCGGCCGCAUGUACAUCGUAGAGCGCGGCAACUACUGCAGCCACAACGAAUGGCAGGCCCAGAACCCCAACAUCCAGUCCAUACGCCGAGUGGUCAACUAUUUCUAAAGUCCCACUCCUUUGAUUACUACAGACCCCGCCCUGCACUGAUGUCAUCAUGUUCAGUAAAUAAACUCAAAUAAGAAAACAGGAUUUUUACCAAACAUUUCCUCUGUGUGUGUGUUUUGUGUGUGUGAUGAUGAAACUGUAGUUGAAGUUAAGAGUUUUGUUACAGUAGGUC
Cynoglossus semilaevis (tongue sole) is the source of this 861-nucleotide messenger RNA. It is a transcript of the gene crygn2, whose product is annotated as crystallin, gamma N2. The transcript has 5 exons. Gene Ontology annotation, biological process: visual perception; lens development in camera-type eye. The coding region runs from base 138 to 689 and encodes 183 amino acids. Gene Ontology annotation, molecular function: structural constituent of eye lens. The record is from RefSeq and is a predicted model, not a curated record. NCBI's taxonomy places the organism in Eukaryota, Metazoa, Chordata, Actinopteri, Pleuronectiformes, Cynoglossidae.